UUUCAAGAGGUUUUCUGUUUUUGUCGAAUUUCCACGACUUUCUUAGUCAUGUCCAGCUCCGGCGCCAAUCCCUUCUCCCAUUUCGAGGAAUCCUUCACACAAGACGGCAACGUCUACAAGUAUUUUGAUCUGCCAAAAAUUGACAACAAAUAUGAUUCAUUACCCUUCUCUAUACGCAUUCUGCUGGAGUCUGCGGUGCGGAACUGUGACAACUUCCAGGUGCUGGAAAGGGACGUGAAGAGUAUUUUGGACUGGACGCCUGCCGUGAGGCAGGGGACCAACGAUGUCGAGGUUUCCUUCAAGCCAGCGCGUGUCAUACUCCAGGACUUCACCGGAGUGCCGGCAGUGGUGGACUUUGCAGCAAUGAGGGAUACUGUCCUCGAUUUGGGCGGCAAUCCCGAGAAGAUCAAUCCCAUCUGCCCCGCCGACCUGGUGGUCGAUCAUUCCGUUCAGGUUGACUUUGCUCGCGUCUCGGAUGCCCUAGCGAAAAACCAAUCGCUGGAGUUCGAGCGCAACAAGGAACGAUUUACAUUCCUCAAGUGGGGCGCCCGGGCGUUCAACAACAUGCUGAUUGUGCCCCCGGGCUCCGGCAUUGUGCAUCAGGUGAACUUGGAGUACUUGGCCCGCGUUGUCUUUGAGAACGAUGCCACGGAUGGCUCGAAGAUCCUCUAUCCCGACAGCGUCGUUGGCACCGACUCCCACACGACCAUGAUCAAUGGUCUGGGCGUGCUCGGUUGGGGUGUGGGCGGCAUUGAGGCGGAGGCCGUGAUGUUGGGACAGUCGAUCUCCAUGCUACUGCCCGAAGUCAUUGGCUACAAGCUGGUCGGAAAGCUCGGUCCCCUGGCCACCUCAACCGAUUUGGUGCUGACCAUUACCAAGCAUCUGCGUCAGCUGGGCGUCGUUGGCAAGUUCGUGGAGUUCUAUGGUCCCGGUGUGGCUGAGCUGAGCAUCGCCGAUCGUGCGACCAUCAGCAACAUGUGCCCCGAGUAUGGAGCCACCGUUGGCUACUUCCCCAUCGACGAGAACACGCUCAGCUACAUGCGGCAGACGAAUCGAUCUGAGAAGAAAAUCGAUAUCAUUCGGGAGUAUCUGAAGGCCACGCGACAGUUGCGAGAUUACUCUCUGGAAGAUCAGGAUCCCACGUACACAGAGACUGUUACCUUGGAUCUUUCCACAGUGGUCACAUCGGUUUCGGGCCCCAAACGGCCGCACGAUCGCGUCUCCGUUUCGAGCAUGUUUGAGGAUUUCAAAGCGUGCCUCACCAGUCCCGUGGGCUUUAAGGGAUUCGCUAUAUCGCCAGAUGCUUUGGCCGCCAGCGGAGAGUUCCAAUGGGAUGAUGGGAAAACCUACAAGAUACGUCAUGGGUCCGUGGUCAUUGCAGCGAUUACUUCCUGUACGAACACAUCGAAUCCAUCCGUGAUGCUGGGCGCCGGUCUGCUGGCUAAGAAUGCCGUGGAGAAGGGGCUCAGCAUUUUGCCGUACAUCAAGACAUCGCUGUCGCCGGGAUCUGGUGUGGUUACCUAUUACCUGAAGGAGUCGGGCGUCAUUCCAUACCUGGAGCAGCUGGGCUUCGACAUUGUCGGCUAUGGCUGCAUGACCUGCAUUGGCAACUCGGGACCGCUGGAGGAGAAUGUGGUAAACACCAUCGAGAAGAACGGUCUCGUUUGCUGCGGUGUUCUGUCCGGCAAUAGGAAUUUCGAGGGUCGCAUACAUCCCAACACGCGGGCCAACUAUCUGGCCAGUCCCCUGCUGGUGAUUGCCUAUGCCAUAGCUGGACGCGUGGACAUUGACUUUGAGACGCAGCCACUGGGCGUGGAUAGCAGCGGGAAGAGUGUGUUCCUGCGUGAUAUUUGGCCGACACGCAGCCAGAUUCAUGAGGUGGAGCGCAAACACGUCAUUCCGGCCAUGUUCCAGGAGGUCUACAGCAAAAUCGAACUUGGCUCUGAGGAUUGGCAAACCCUUGAGGUCUCCGAUAGCAACCUGUAUCCCUGGAGCGGAGCGUCCACUUAUAUCAAACGACCUCCCUUCUUUGAGGGCAUGACCAGGCAACUGCCGAAGCUGGGUAGCAUUGAGAGAGCGCGCUGCCUGCUCUUCCUGGGCGACUCUGUGACCACUGAUCACAUUUCGCCAGCGGGCUCCAUUGCCAGAAAUUCUCCGGCUGCGCGCUAUUUGGCCGAACGCAAUCUUACACCUCGGGACUUCAACUCGUAUGGUUCGCGACGCGGCAACGAUGCGGUGAUGGCCCGUGGAACCUUCGCCAACAUACGCCUGGUGAACAAACUGGCCUCAAAGACCGGGCCGCGAACAGUGCACAUACCCAGCCAGCAGGAGAUGGAUAUUUUCGAUGCCGCCGAUCGAUAUCGGGAGGAGGGAACGCCCUUGGUGUUGGUUGUCGGCAAGGAUUACGGCAGUGGCAGCUCCCGCGACUGGGCCGCCAAAGGUCCGUUUCUCCUGGGCAUAAAGGCUGUCAUUGCGGAGUCGUACGAGCGUAUACAUCGAUCGAAUUUGGUCGGCAUGGGUAUCAUUCCCCUGCAGUUCCUGCCGGGCCAAGGCGCAGAGUCCUUGAACCUGACCGGUCGGGAGCUGUAUAACAUUGCCCUCCCCGAGAGCGGAGAAUUGAAGCCGGGCCAGAGAGUUCAAGUCGAGGCCGAUGGUAUUGUUUUCGAGACGACGCUGCGCUUCGACACCGAGGUGGACAUUACGUACUACAAGAAUGGCGGUAUUCUAAACUACAUGAUACGAAAGAUGCUGGACUAGAUCAUAUUUGUAUCUUUUUUUUUUAUAUUCCAAGUGCAUUUCUAACAAAAAUA
Drosophila persimilis is the source of this 2810-nucleotide messenger RNA. RefSeq names its product cytoplasmic aconitate hydratase (gene Irp-1A). Gene Ontology annotation, molecular function: aconitate hydratase activity; 4 iron, 4 sulfur cluster binding. NCBI's taxonomy places the organism in Eukaryota, Metazoa, Arthropoda, Insecta, Diptera, Drosophilidae. Gene Ontology annotation, cellular component: mitochondrion; cytosol. The transcript has 7 exons. Bases 49 to 2757 code for a protein of 902 amino acids. Gene Ontology annotation, biological process: citrate metabolic process; tricarboxylic acid cycle. The record is from RefSeq and is a predicted model, not a curated record.